This is a messenger RNA of Scaptodrosophila lebanonensis, 1973 nucleotides long. RefSeq lists its product as uncharacterized. The transcript has a single exon. Bases 897 to 1769 code for a protein of 290 amino acids. NCBI's taxonomy places the organism in Eukaryota, Metazoa, Arthropoda, Insecta, Diptera, Drosophilidae. Gene Ontology annotation, molecular function: signaling receptor binding. The record is from RefSeq and is a predicted model, not a curated record.
GGCGGCAGUUGUAGACGACGGACAACGAGAAAGCAAGUGUAUGAAAAUUAAUUUGUGUACUUAAUACAUAAAUAAAUAUAAAUAAUUAAAUAAGUAAAGCUGUACAAUCAAAUCGACAAUUGUGCUAAUAGCUCAGUACAAGUGCACAGUGGACAACAACACAAAUUGAGUGCAUAAAAUAAAAGUCGAAUAUUGAUUGAAAGAAGAAAAACAAACAAAGCUCCAGUCGAACACACACGCUUACACAUCAAUGUCAAGUGGUGUGGCAAAGAGAGCUCGAACGUACAAAAUCCGGGGUCAAUAGCGCUACAGCUACGGCUGAUUAACGUCUAAUACUAAUACAAAUGUACAUACAUAUGUAUGUAUGUAUAUAAAGCAAUUUAUGAAAAACAAAUGAAACAAAAACAACCUCAGCAACAACAGCCAGUACUAACAAAAAAGGCGGAAUCUUGAACGCACAAAACGUGUUUUCCAGAAAACGGGCAAAACAAAUCAAAAAUAACACACACACACACAAAGAAAGAGAGACAACAACACGCAUAAGAAACCCCAAAAAACAAUAAUAAUUAAAAACAGCAGCAAAUAUAAAUCAAGUCUGGCCAGACCGAACAAACUUGCACUUGAACUUGCGCACUUAACACUCGGAAGCGCAUCGAGUCUCGUCUAUAAGCGCCCGACCGACCAACCGACCGACGGAUCGACUAACAAGGGAAGGGAAGGGGAAGGUCGUGUGGUUGUUGUGCUUGCUCUUGCCAAAUAUGAUCAACUGGCACACAACACAAACCUGAGCAAGCGUAAGCGUGACCAAGCCAGUCAGCCAAGUAACACAAUACCGUGAAAAGAUUGCAUGUUCUUGGCACACACGUCGUAUACGUAACAGAACCCCAACGCGCAACAUGGAACGCUCGCACAGCUGCAGCAACUUUGAGGCCAGUGGUGGGGCUGCUGAGCAGCCAAAGCCACAUGCCGGCAGCAGCGAUAAUCUUCCGCUUAGCAUCUCGUCCAGUUCAACGCAACACUUUCCGCCCAAUAAGCCGCUGCGCAGAAGAAAACUGCAACGCCAACAGUCUGCCGUCGAUGUCGAUGAUAUCGACAUGGAUAUGGAUUAUGCCGCUGAUCUAGAAGAAGAAGCAGAAGAUGCCAUUGUCAUGCCACGCUUGCCCAAACACUUCUAUGCGCCACAACAUCUGCAUUCCCAACAUCCAACGCUUCCAAAUGCCACAGCCCUGGCGCUGCAACGUCACAUAUCCUGCAGCAGCACCAGCAGCAGCAUUUACAGCAGCAGUAGCGCCCCAACCCGUCGUUGUUUGCGUCACGAGGAGUCCUUCGACUCGUGCAGCACGGCACCGGAAAUGAGUCCCUUGGCACAACGGCAGCAUCACUUUAGUAGUCUCCUGUUACGUGACAGCUCCGUGCAGUCGGACUCGAGUCGAUAUUCCAGCGUAGACAGUUUGCUGGAGUCCCGUAAACCCGAUCCUGAAGCUAUACUCAUUAAUCUGGGAUUCGGACCCAUCGGUUCCGAAGACAUAUUGUCGCGCAUACCCAAGCGCUUCCUAAAGCCCUCCCAAGUCCGUGGCAUUGAUACAGAGGCUUUUGUGAAAAGACUGCAGCUGGCUAGCUCAUUGGCCGAUUCCAGCGUUCUGGGAUAUCGCGGACUAACGGGCAAUCCAGAUAUGCCACCAUCCUCGAUUGUCGCGAAGAUAAUGGAACGUUUCGAGGUGAAUCAGCGGAAGAAGUCAAUGGAUUCUAUCGAGCAGACAAUGCGAUGAUAUAUUUAGUUACUUACCUGUUUAGUUCUAUGGCAGCAUAUUUGUAAAAUAUUGUGAUGUUUAGAUCUUGUCCAUAGCUUCUAGUUAUGCCACGUACUUAGCAAUUUUUUAUGUAAUCUAUCAAUUUUAUAUUUUAUUUUAAUUGUCAUAGACUUAAGCAAUCUUUAAGAGCAUUAAAAAUCCCCUUAAAUCAAUUAAUAUUAA